AUGACAGCCCAGGAUUUUGUACUGAAGGAGGGUGCAAAUGUCCUCACUCCCCAGGACGCGCUCGAGCUUCCUCGGGCUGGUGGUGCUCUCGCCAACCCAUCUGGAGAUCUUGUCAUAGUUCCGAUUAGCAAGUACACCUUCGGGGACAGAAAGACCGCCCACUCUCUCGUUGUGGUCGCUCUUGAUUCCGGCCAAGAACCUCUAUCCUUUCCUCUGCCCAAUGGCGGCGAAGCUUUCUGGCUAGACGACGUCACCCUUGCUGUCGUCAUUGAGGCUGCAUCAGGAAAAACAUACAAUGUGAAUUUCGGUGAAAUACGCGUACUUUACUGGAAAUUCUACUGA
Molecule: messenger RNA, 342 nt
Organism: Coniophora puteana RWD-64-598 SS2
Lineage: Eukaryota; Fungi; Basidiomycota; Agaricomycetes; Boletales; Coniophoraceae
Exons: 2
Coding region: 1-342 (113 amino acids)
Source: RefSeq, a predicted model, not a curated record